Temnothorax curvispinosus is the source of this 2570-nucleotide messenger RNA. Its product is annotated as protein-L-isoaspartate O-methyltransferase domain-containing protein 1-like. Gene Ontology annotation, molecular function: protein-L-isoaspartate (D-aspartate) O-methyltransferase activity. NCBI's taxonomy places the organism in Eukaryota, Metazoa, Arthropoda, Insecta, Hymenoptera, Formicidae. The transcript is spliced from 6 exons. The record is from RefSeq and is a predicted model, not a curated record. Gene Ontology annotation, cellular component: cytoplasm. Bases 441 to 2135 code for a protein of 564 amino acids. Gene Ontology annotation, biological process: protein modification process.
GUCGCGAUGUUGUCGAUGGUUUUGCCCAAUGGCGUAGGAGCGUCGAAUGUCGAUCGGUGUUCAGCGUGUUUUGCAGUAUCAGCUGAUGGACUUGAUGAACUCUUCCGCGUUGUAAAAAAAAGGGGAAAAAACACAAGUGCCGCCGUGGAGUUCGGACCGUGGCAGUACGUCGAGAGCGCGUCGUCAAUAUUGUAAUAUGCCGACGCGUGACGUCGCCAUCGAAGUAACGGCGCCGGGACAGAUAUUUCCGCUUUAACGGCUCGACGUCUCCGCGCUAAUCCGCUGUCAUCGUCAAGUUGUGUUUUCAUUUGACCCGCUCGUCGUUCGACGUGAGAAGGAGAGAGAGAGAGCGAGACGGAGACGGCGUCGGAGAGGGAGAAGGAGAGGAAAAGAGGUAGAGAUAGAGUGAGAGAAUACUUAAUAUAUACAUAGAUAUAAUCAUGGGAGGAGCUGUAAGCUGUGGGCAAGACAACGAUGAAUUAGUGGAUAAUUUAAUGAGUUCGGGAUAUAUCAGAACGAAGAAGGUCGAACAAGUUUUUAGAGCUAUAGAUAGAGCAGACUACGUUCUGUCUGCUUAUCGAGAAGGCGCUUACAAGGACCUAGCUUGGAAACAUGGAAAUAUACAUUUAUCAGCUCCCUGUAUAUAUAGCGAAGUGUUGGAAGGACUUAGUUUAGAACCUGGUUUAAGCUUCCUGAAUCUUGGAUCGGGAACUGGCUACCUCAGCACAAUGGCGGGACUGUUGAUAAAACGACACGGUGUAAAUCACGGUAUUGAGUUACACGAAGAUUGUUUAAGAUAUGCGUACGAAAGAUUGGAGGAAUUCAAGCAAACGUCAUUGGCUUUAAAUGAGUUCGAUUUCUGCGAACCUGUGUUCAUACAAGGAAAUUGUCUUAGCAUUAUACCUGGCAAACAAUACGACAGAGUGUAUUGUGGCGCAGCGUGUCCUGAAAGCCAUGAGGCAUUUAUCAAGCAAUUCGUUCGCGUUGGCGGUAUACUGGUAAUGCCUUACAAAGAUCAAUUGCUACGUAUGCAAAGAGUGGAUGAGAACACAUGGUUGCAGAACACAAUGCUUCCUGUAUCUUUCGCGACUCUAGUCGUACCUCCGUCCUCGGAACACAAUUUAUUUCACCUGCCGGAGUACAAUCCCUUAUCUCUGCAAGAACUGUGUCGUGGUAGGAUCCGACAUCAUCUACGUCAUAAUAUUUGGUUAGAGCACCCCGAGCUCGAGACUGUGAAGCCUGUAUUGCCGGUACAGCAGAGAUCAACCGCGCAACAACAUACCCUCCGACGUUUCGUAAUACCUAUUUUUGAGGAAUCCGACGAAGCUUUAACCGACGAUGAACAAGAAAUUUCUGGACGGGCGCGUUUCUUGCUAAAUGCGCAUCUCGCCGAUGCUCAGCCGGGCGAAGCAAUCACGACGAGCUUACAACUGGUACGAGCGGUCAUACAACCAAAUCAGAACGGUGAAGACAGUGAAGAGACUCAACGGGUUUUGAAUUUGCAUGCCCACGAGAGCACCCGUGAUAUUGGUGUAAACACAGAUUUCCCUGUACGCCAGCAGAGACGGAAAUCCGCCGCGAGAAAUGCUGUUUCGAGUACGAGCACGGACGACACGAGCGCGGGUCACAGCUCCUCUGUCGCCACAGACACGAACGACAACAACAAUGGAGCGGAGGAGCGAAGUAAACGAGAUGCGGAGAGAUCUAGCGUAGCCGCGUACUCCAAUAUGAGCGACAGCGACAGCGACAGCGAUGCCGAACAGGAGAACGCAUUCGUGCAACGCAAGAAGAUCGCGAAGCGCGAGAAAACUGACAGCGGCAUAGUGGACGACGCGAAUUUCAGCAACGACGACAGCAGCUCUAGUUCGAAUACCAAUCAUUCAGACUCGGACAUAACCGACACCACGGACGCGGGCGACGCGAUGGACGUGGAUUUGCCGGAGAUUGCGAUUUACAAGUCGUGCGGCGGUAACGCGUGUUCCCGCACGUCGAGAGGCUCUAAUACCGGCAAGGACAUAACCGUCGCGCACUAUAUCGAUAGCAACGCGUUCGCCGUUUACAUGAAGGAAAAGAUAGAACAGUUACCGUUGCCUUUCUCAAUAAAGCUGUAUAUGAAUUAUAACCGGAAAUUAUAAGCGAGUCACGUUAUUAUUAUUCUUAUUUAAAAAUAUAUAUAUAUAACUUUUUAUCACGCAACGAUCUUACGCUGAUUUUCUUUCUCUCUCUCUCUCUCUCUCUCUCGCGUAUGCGUUUGUUCUUACGUAACUUACCGCACGAGUGUUCUAGGGUUCCGAGUGAUAUUUUCGAAACGAACUCCUUUCGUAUCUAACGGCGCUACUUAACCGUCGCCGAGAUAUACUUAUGCGGUCUGCAGAUAACGAUGAGUCACUGACGUACGACCUUUUCGUCAGUGCCGAGUUAUCUAUCGUUCCUACAUCCUGCAACUUUCCUUUCAAUCUCCUAGUUAUUUUGACGUAACGAAUAGAAACAAGGUAUAAAAUUGUACAUGUAUAAUUGGGAUAUCUAGGGAUGAGAUUAUUAAAAAGAUUAAAGUCUCGUAAUUUCGUAUA